GGCUCAAGUGGAGAACACGUAGCUUCAGAGGCAGAAGGAAUCGAAGGUGCUCCCCAACUUUGGACGUUUCCUCUGCUUGAGAUGCAUACAAAGGCAGUCCAAGUCCUCUGGGGAUGUUUCUUCCUGUGGGAUCUCUACGUCUCAUCUGCCCAGACCGUUUACCCUGGAAUCAAGGCCAGGGUUACUCAGCGGGCUCUGGACUAUGGCGUUCUAGCUGGGAUGGAGAUGAUUGAGCACAUGGUUAAGGAAAAAAAUAUCCCAGACCUAGAAGGUUCUGAAUCUCUGGAAUUUCUGAAGGUUGAUUAUGUGGACUACAAUUUUUCAAAGUAACAUAAAAAUCAAUGCCUUUUCAUUUCCAAAUACGUCAUUAGCCUUUGUGCCUGGGGUGGGAAUCAAGGCCCUGACCAACCACGGCACUGCCAACAUCAGCACCGACUGGGAAAUCAAGUCUCCUCUCUUUGAAGACGCAGGUGGAGCUGAUCUGUUUCUCUCUGGGGUCUACUUCACCGGUAUCGUUGUCCUGGCCCGGAAUGACUUUGGUCACCCGAUCCUGAAGCUCCAACGCUGUUACGCCCAAGUGAGCCACGCCCAUGUGUCAUUUUCCGGAGAACUCAGUGUCCUGUACAACUCCUUUGCUGAGCCCAUGGAGAAACCCAUUUUAAAGAACUUAAAUGAAAUGCUCUGUCCCAUUAUCAUGAGCGAGGUGGAAGCCCUGAACGCCAAUCUCAGCAUGCUAGAAGUUUUAACCAAGAUUGACAACUAUACUCUGCUGGAUUAUUCCCUAAUCAGUUCUCCAGAAAUCACUGAGAAUUAUAUGGAGCUGAAUUUGAAGGGCGUAUUCUACCCACUGGACAACCUCACAGACCCCCCCUUCUUGCCAGUUCCUUUUGUGCUGCCAGAACGCCAUGACUCUAUGCUCUAUGUUGGAAUCUCCGAGUUUUUCUUUAAAUCUGCAUCCUUUGCUUACUUUACAUCUGGGGCCUUUAACGUCACUCUCUCUCUGAAAGAGAUUUCCAGCCAUUUGGUUCAAAACUCUCAAGGCCUUGGCAACGUGCUCUCCCGGAUUGCAGAGAUCUACAUCUUGUCCCAGCCCUUCAUGGUACGGGUCAUGGCAACAGAGCCCCCUGUGAUCAGCUUGCAGCCGGGUAACUUCACCCUGGACAUCCCUGCCUCCAUGGUGCUCCUUGCCCAGACCGAGAACUCGACUGCUGAAGCCAUCGUGUCCAUGGACUUUGUCGCUAGUACCAGUGUUGGCCUGGUUAUUUUGGGACAAAGACUGGUCUGCUCAUUAUCUCUGAACAGAUUCCGCCUCUCUUUGCCAGAGUCCAAUCGCAGCAAUAUUGAGGUCUUGAGAUUUGAGAACAUUCUGUCCUCUCUCCUCCACUUUGGAAUCCUCCCACUGGCCAACGCAAAAUUGCAGCAAGGAAUUCCUCUGCCCAACCCACACAAAAUCUCAUUUGUCAAUUCAGAUAUUGAAGUUUUUGAGGGGUUCCUUUUGAUUUCCACCGACCUGAAGUAUGAAACAUCCUUAAAGCAGCAGCUAAGUUUCCAUGGUUGGGAAGGUCUGAACCUCAUAAGUGGACAGUGGAGGGGGAAGCCAGUCGCCUGAUUGCCUGUUUGGAGUCCACUCCAGGAAGUAAAUGGCCUUAAUCCACAGCUACUGUAAACCCAGAAGGGGAAGACAAUGCACACUGGAUUGUAAAGCCCUUGUGAAGUGCUUAGACUGACAGUUUUCUUUCUCAAGCCCUCAGGGUCAGAGGGAGGCAAACUGAGUUAAAGAGCUAAAUCGGGGUGUGUGUCUGCGUGUGUAGAGGGGUAGGCGUUUCAAUGUGUGUUUGUGUUCGAAGGCACAUUGUGUGUUCCUGUGUUUAUAAGGUGCCGGGGCCGAAAGCUAGCCAUGUGCCUCUGAGGAGGUGCAUGAGAAACUCCGAAGUACAGAUAUGCAUGAGUUCUUGCUGGAGGAGCUUCCUUUAGCUCUCUCUGCAGCCCAGGGUUUUCCCCACUUCCCCACAUAUUGGAUUUUAUGUUUUAUAUUUACUGCUACUGUCCCCUGUAUUUAAUUAAACUUGUUUUCUAUUAAUGA
Messenger RNA from Callorhinus ursinus (northern fur seal), 2083 nucleotides. NCBI's taxonomy places the organism in Eukaryota, Metazoa, Chordata, Mammalia, Carnivora, Otariidae. The record is from RefSeq and is a predicted model, not a curated record.